AUGAGGGCGACUCCCGCCACCCCCGAGGAUGCCCCUCACCAGCCGCCUGCACAUGCGAAGCUACAGGCCCACGACAUGGAGCACGACGGGCUCACUCCGUGUGAAAACAAUGGGGCUUUGGCAAACAUGGCGACCGUAGAAGGGGCGGUGUCUUUCGGGGGAGCACCCUUCUUCGCGGGAGCAGACAGUACCUCCACCCCAGAGAAAGAAGCCCAAGGAGCGCCACAAGAAGAAAGGAGCGCGCAUGAAGAACGCAGACCAAGGGCCUCCACCUCUUCCGUAGUCUCUCUGAUGUCGCAAGAUGGCGAGGGGGCAGAGAGUUCUUCCACCCCAGGCGAGGGAGAAAAGCGCCUUUCAGCCCGCCCCCGCAGAGCAGCAUCCUUCAGAAGCAAACGGGCAACAGCAGCAGAAGCGGCGGCAGCGGCUGCUUCAACACCGCCCCCUGUGCCAGCAAGGUAUCGAGAGGAGCUCCAAAAAGUCGACGAAAGCAUCACAGAAAUACUCGAUAAAGGACUUCCUGAUACCGGCCUACUCUCUCAUCGUGAAGCGUAUUUAAAGAUAAAAAGGGAGAUCGGAUUCCCCGAAGGGGAGGAAGAAAAGGAAGGGGAAGAAGAACAGCCCCCAGGAAGCGGACUCGUGCUGUCUCUGCAGCGGCUCUUACGGAUACUGUGCGAGGGUUCUCCCCUCCCCCUAUCUGCCCUUGCAGAGGCCGCUACCAAAGCCCUUGCAGACCCUGGGCCGAAUGAAGAUGCUCCCGUGUUCAAUGUGGAUCCUCAGAGCCUCAAAGUUGAAUUGCCCAUCCUGUUGAACCGCCGACGCUUCGGGCUGGUGCGCCCCCUGAACGCCGAAGGCGCUCCCCAAGGGGCCUCCCGGGGGCCCCCGCAGGGGCCUCUGGAGGAUACAGCGCCUCACAAAUUUUGGGUUUGGGAGUGCGUGGUUUUGGACGGACUGCCUGCAGCCUUCAAAGAGGCAGCCCGUAAGGAGAGAGAGGGCAGACAGAACUUGAAUCGUCGGUUGCGAGCUUUUGAGAAACUCAGAGACGCGCUGUGCGGAGGCGUCGAAACCGAGCUUGCGGCAGCCAGAGAGCGCGUGCAGCAGCAGCUGGAGAGGGAGGCCGCUGCGGCGGAGAGGAAGCAGCAGCAGGAGCACAAGCGACGGCAAAUCGAGUAUGCCAGACAGGAGAGGGAGCGUGGCAGGAGGCAGCGAGAGGAGCAGAGGGAGGAGCAGAAGAGGCUGAAGGAGGCUGAGCGCGAGAAGCGGGAACGCGAGCGACUCGAGAAGGAGAAGGAAAAGGAGGAGCAGCGGUUGCAAAAGCUGCAACAGCAAGCAGAAAAGCAAAAAGAGAAGAAAGCAGACCCCAGCGUCAACAGGCAGCAGAGCUUGAUGGCUUCGUGGCUUCGGCGUCCUGCGCCGUCGCUCGCGGGGAGCCUUCAGAGACUCGCUGCUGGGGUGGAAGUUCAGGCUGGCGAUAAGAACAAGCGAGGCUGCUCGCUUGCCGCGCGUGGGCAGGCGGGGAUAAACGGGGAAGGAGGGGCAGCAGUUGUUGUCGUGCUUGACGAGCAGGAGCAAGCGGCAAUGCGAGAGAAGGCGGCGCUGCGUAAAGCGGCCGAAUCGGAGGCUGCCUCCUGGCGAGCCAGCAGUGACGAACGCGAUGGAUUUAUUGCAGCUGUUGAGGGCCUGGCUAGAUGCGCAAUGCAGCGGCACCGCCACGUGAACGCAAGCGAUCUUCCGCAGCUGCCAGAGGGUAAAUUUUUUCGCGUUGGUGGGGAGUGGAGGUAGAGAACCUAUUUGCAGUUUCAGGAGGGUGAGCCCUCCUGUCUGCUGCGGCAGUUUUUGCAUAAGCAUGCGAUGCCUGCGCGUGAACGUCUUCGCGAGUUUCUCUCCUUUUGCGCGGAGCAUCGCCGUUUCGUGCAUAAAAUUUCUCUGCAACAGACCUCUAGCGGCUCUGCGGGGCUGUCCACUGAAGCAGACGGCAGCAGCAGCAGCAGCGGCAGCGGUGGGGGGUACAGACAGACGGCAGCAGACGUGAGGAGAGGCCUCACGCUGACGGAUUACUGCGCGGAGUCUUUGCCUGACGCGCCAUUUCUUCGACCGACAUGGAUUGCCCUUGAUGAGUGGAAGAGGCCUGUGCGGAGGCUUUUGAUGGCGAAACAGGCAAAGACAGCAAGUUCGUGCGAGCAGUGGGCAGAGGAGAGUUGCAUCGAUUAUGAACGAGACAGCGACGAUGAAUGGUUCGAAUGUUUCGACGCGGAUGAUCUCGAGGACGCUAAGGAGGAGGAGGAGGAGGAGGAAGUAGAGGGGGAAGAUGACAGAGACUGGCUGGAAGAAGACGAGGAGGCCAAAGAAAAACUCCUUGUUACGCCCGCUAUGAAAUUUGAGUCCUUCCUACAGUGGAGCUUCACGUUCGACGGGGAGCCGAAGGCGAAUGAGUCAGACCUUUCGCUACCGCUCCUACCCAUUCCAACGUUGAAGGACCGCAAUUGGUGUUCUGCCUAUGGCUGUAUCGGCGACGAUUGGGGAGGCAACCCCUUCUCCCGACUCGAUGCCCUUCCAACGCAUGCGCGUCGCAAGUGGUCAGAUGAAGACAGCAUUAAUCUACUCAAGUUUUUCCAUGGCAAAACCGUCGGAAAGCUCAAGAACAUCCCGGAGUUUCAGAGAGCGAACCGUCAUGUGACGAAAGCUGAGGUUGAGCGGCAGCUGAAGCAGUGCAUGGUCUACGAGCGGCGGCCUGAAGAUAAACAAAGACGUUGGUAUGCAAAAGAGGGUGCCGCACGGGCGUUCAGUUUGGUUGAACAACUGGAGAGCAUUCUGCAGGCUAUACGCACAGAGGAGCGCCUGGCCGAGGCAAAGCAGCAGGAGUUGACGGAGCAGCUGAAAGCUCAGCUGGCGGCUAAUAAUGCGCUCGUUGAAACCAACGAGAAGAAAGAACAGAAUUGCAUUGCCGCAGCAUCAGUGCCAGAUGCAGCCACCCCGGCAGCAACGCCAGCAGCAGGGCAGACAAAGGAUAGGGGUGAGGCAGUGGGUAACCCGUCACCGCCAAGCGCCAACGGCAAAUUACAUGCCUUCUUCGCAAAAUGGUCUGAAUCGGUGGGAGAGUCUCAGCAGCAACACACGCAUGCGGCACCAGCAGCAGAUGCAGCGACGGUGAGUGAAGGUGCAGAGCUUCGCCUCAACUCGAACGUUCAGCAGAGGAGGUCUCUCUCUGUUUCUCCUAGUUCUAUUUUAUGGCCAAGCGGGGUAGACACUGCCUCGGAAGCAGCAGCUGCUGCUGGUAUCGCUGCAACAUCUGCCGCCGCAGCAGCUGCUGCUGCCGCUGGCGAAACCAAUCCGAAAGAUGCUGCACUUGCUGCCCAUGUCGCGGCAGCAGCCCUCCUCGCUGCGAAGCUGGCAAGGGGGGCAGCUGAGCGUAGCGAGGCUACAGAAGCGGCGACUCUAAGUGGCCAGGAAGGUGGAUCUGCCUCAUACAGCACGGAAAACAAGACAUCUCACCAGAAAACACCCACAGUUGCUCCUAUGCUGUGUGGCGCUACAGUAUCUCGCACGACGGCUUCCAGGCGCAGGUCUGCACCCGGAGACUCAAAGGGUGCAGAACUCGCACCGAGUGAGCGAUGCAGUCCAGCAGCUGUCGUGCCGAGCUGCGUUGUGGAUGACGCAGACAAAGUGUCAUCUGGGAAGAGAAUGCGGAAGAGCGCUGUGCCGCAUGACUCAGAGGUGGAUCUGCCGGGAAAUGCAGUGCCGAAACGCGUCAAGCGUCGGCAGUCAGCGGUGACAGCCUCGAUUGCAGUCUCACGAAACAAUUCAACAUGA
Messenger RNA from Cyclospora cayetanensis, 3807 nucleotides. RefSeq lists its product as uncharacterized. The transcript has 15 exons. The record is from RefSeq and is a predicted model, not a curated record. NCBI's taxonomy places the organism in Eukaryota, Apicomplexa, Conoidasida, Eucoccidiorida, Eimeriidae.